Messenger RNA from Anoplopoma fimbria (sablefish), 1704 nucleotides. It is a transcript of the gene ngfra, whose product is annotated as nerve growth factor receptor a (TNFR superfamily, member 16). Gene Ontology annotation, biological process: Rho protein signal transduction. Gene Ontology annotation, molecular function: coreceptor activity; death receptor activity; nerve growth factor binding. The transcript has 6 exons. Gene Ontology annotation, cellular component: cell surface; plasma membrane. Lineage: Eukaryota; Metazoa; Chordata; Actinopteri; Perciformes; Anoplopomatidae. The coding region runs from base 11 to 1075 and encodes 354 amino acids. The record is from RefSeq and is a predicted model, not a curated record.
GCGACGCAGGAUGACUACUACCUUAUCACUGGUGAUUGUGUGCGCUCUGGUGGUGCUAGCGUUGGCGUCAAAGACGGAGCGGGCGGUGCAGCUCCCCUGCGACUCCGGCCAGUUCACCACCACUGGAGAAUGCUGCCAGGAGUGUCCACCCGGAGAGGGAGUGGUGAAGAAAUGCGGCGCCACGCAGACCGUCUGCUCCCAGUGUUUGGACAGUGAGACCUUCUCAGAGAACUACAGUGUCACGGAGCAGUGUCGGCCCUGCACCGAGUGCACCGGCCUGAUGCGGAUGGAGACGCCCUGCACAGACUCCAACGACGCCAUCUGCGUCUGCAACUACAACUUUUUCUUCGACUCGAUGUCUAACGAGUGCGAGCCGUGCACGGUGUGCCCGGUGGGCCAGGGUGUGUUCUCGCACUGUGACCACAAUCACGACACCGCGUGUGAGGAGUGCGUAGACGAUACUUACUCCGACCGGGAAAGCUCCCUCGACCCCUGUCUGCCCUGCACCAUCUGUGAUGAGGAUAGUGAGAUACAGCUGGCUGUGUGCACACCGAACAGCGACUCUGCCUGUCACGAUCCUCUCCUCCCAACAUAUUUCUCUCCCACCUCCGACAUGGGCCCGUCUCCACCCUCCUUCACCAAUUACUUCCUCCCCGAUGGCUCGGACAGCCCGUUGCCCGGAGAGACGACAACGUCCAGCGCCGGCUCUCCACGCUUCCUAGGCCAUGGGCUCAACGAAAACCUCAUCCCCAUCUACUGCUCCAUCCUGGCCGCCGUGGUGGUUGGCCUUGUGGCCUACAUCGUUUUUAAGAGGUGGAACAGCUGCAAGCAGAACAAGCAGGCAGCUAACAACCGAGCGGCUACAAACAACCAGAUGGUGACGCCGGAGGGAGAGAAGCUACACAGCGACAGCGGCAUCUCGGUGGACAGUCAGAGUCUGCAGGAGCAGCAGCAGCAGCAGCAGCAGGCCCAGGCUGAAGUCCAGGCUCAGCCUUCACACUCACGCACACAGGAACAGAUUGUGGUGAGGGUGGAUGGCGGCCCCCAGCCGGACACGCCUCCCCCUGAAGUCUGAGGAGGAGAAGGAAGAAGAGGAGGCGUAAGACCUGAAGACAGGGAGAGGAGAGUGAAGACUUGAACCGUGGACCAAAAAAGAAAGCCUUUUGGAGGGGAGGGGGAUUCACAUCUGAAGUGACCACAGAACAAAGACUUGUAUGGACCCCCCCCAGCACCUUUGGGCCACAAUGUGACUCUUCAUCCCUGCUUAUAGAGUUCAACUCUAUCGAUCAGCGUGUGCCUGGACACGACCUCUACGGCGAUAUCAACCUCUAUCUGUACCAACGUCGCUGCAGAUACAUAAUCAUAGAUAUAUGCCAGUGCAUCUCGUAUUAACGGACUAUUCCAGUAUCUAAUAUCGACACGAUUCUCCCUAACUGCCAAUUUAGUUUUCAGCGUUACAUUUCCACCAUUAAUUCCAUAAUCACUAGCCGUGAAAUAUAUGUACCCGAAAGGUAAAUAGGCAGAAAGGUUCCUCAUCAUCUCCUCUUUCUUUUCCCUUUUGAAUCAGAAGGGACCUUCCUCCUCAUCUUCCUCUGUGGCGUCCAACUCUCAGAUAAUCCUCCGUCUCUCUCCAGAGGAUUCACUCUAUUAGCCCCCCGCCGUCAUCUGCGAUACAGAAAAAAAGCAGUGGGUGAGCCGUGCGUC